AUGAGCUACAAUAUCAAUGAUUUAAAGUAUGUCGAUGUUGGACAGUUAUGCCAGUGGAUCAGACAAGGGAAUAAGACCAAUUUGGGUGAGAAACUUGUAGUUGUAGAUGUCAGAGGUCAUGAUCACAUUGGAGGUCACAUUAAAGGUAGUGUUAACAUAGCGUCUAGCAAGUUUGUCAAUGAGAUGGCCAAUUUAAAACAACGUAUGGAGAAUGAUGAGAUAAAAAUAGUUGUCUUUCAUUGUGCACAGUCGCAACAGAGAGGACCAUCCGCUGCAUUGAAAUUUCUUAGGUAUUCAGAUGGUGAGUUCGACGUACGUAUCUUAAGAGGAGGGUUCAUCGAGUGGCAACAACGGUACGGUUUAGAUACUGGGUUGACUUCGGGUUAUAUAAAGGAUCUGUGGAUGUAA
This is a messenger RNA of Maudiozyma barnettii, 408 nucleotides long. RefSeq names its product phosphatase YCH1 (gene YCH1). Lineage: Eukaryota; Fungi; Ascomycota; Saccharomycetes; Saccharomycetales; Saccharomycetaceae. The record is from RefSeq and is a predicted model, not a curated record. The coding region runs from base 1 to 408 and encodes 135 amino acids. Gene Ontology annotation, molecular function: protein tyrosine phosphatase activity. The transcript has a single exon. Gene Ontology annotation, cellular component: nucleus; cytoplasm.